This is a messenger RNA of Tachyglossus aculeatus (Australian echidna), 2092 nucleotides long. RefSeq names its product G protein-coupled receptor 88 (gene GPR88). Lineage: Eukaryota; Metazoa; Chordata; Mammalia; Monotremata; Tachyglossidae. Gene Ontology annotation, biological process: G protein-coupled receptor signaling pathway. Gene Ontology annotation, molecular function: G protein-coupled receptor activity. Gene Ontology annotation, cellular component: membrane. The record is from RefSeq and is a predicted model, not a curated record.
GUAUUUUUCUGCUUUCGCGAGUUUGAAGCCUGCUGAAUAAUUCAUGAAGAGCGUGGAAAGGCGGUCUUUUCCCUGGAUGAGAUCCACCAGAAGAGGAGUGAGCCGCGAGGCUUCCGAGCGCACCAGCUCCGGGGGAGGCCAAAGCGGACCGAGCCGGCUGGCAGGCCGCCGCCGGCCUGAGCUGCCCGGUUGGCAGGCCGCGGGCCGCCCCGUCCGGGCCGGGACACUUCUCCUCCGUCUCUGUUUUCCGGGGGAGAGCCGGGCCCUUCUGGCACUGAGAUUUGGGGGAAGCAGCCCCCGCUGAGGGCAAGGUCCUUCCCCGGUCCUCUCUGCCUUGCUGGAGCAUCCUUGCCGCUCCCGUCGGUGCCAACUCGGGCGGCCCUUGGUCGCCUCGGCUUUGGCCCUGACUACGGCCCAUCGUCGCCUCGGCUUUGUCCCUGACGACGGCCCUUCGUCGCCCCGGCUUUGUCCCUGACGACGGCCCUUGGUCGCCUCGGCUUUGUCCCUGACGACGGCCCUUGGUCGCCUCGGCUUUGUCCCUGACGACGGCCCUUGGUCGCCUCGGCUUUGUCCCUGAAGACGGCCCUUCGUCGCCCCGGCUUUGUCCCUGACGACGGCCCUUCGUCGCCUCGGCUUUGUCCCCGACGACGGCCCUUCGUCGCCCCGGCUUUGUCCCUGACGACGGCCCCGGCUUUGUCCCCGACGACGGCCCGCGUCCUCCUCCCGGGAUGGGCCCCGCCGGGGUUUGGUGCGUGUGCGUUUUGUGCGCUGUUUGUCGCGGCUGCCGUCCGUCCCCCCGGCGCCUCUAGACGGUGAGCCCGCCCCGUCGAGCGGUCCCGUCCCCAGCGCGGCGGCGGCGGGUCCCCGGCCGGAGUCCAGGAUGAGCAACGCGUCCCUCCCGUCCUCGUCCUCGGGGCCGUCGGGCUCGUCGGGCCCGUCGUCGCCCGUCCGGCGGAUCCCCGUGUCCCUCCUGUACUCGGGCCUGGCCGUCGGGGGCACGCUGGCCAACGGCCUGGUCAUCUACCUGGUGUCGUCCUUCCGCAAGCUGCAGACCACCAGCAACGCCUUCAUCGUCAACGGGUGCGCCGCCGACCUGAGCGUGUGCGCCCUGUGGAUGCCGCAGGAGGCCGUGCUGGGGCUGCUGCCCGGGGCCGGGGCGUCGGGGGGCCCGGACGGCCCCGGGGCCGCGGGGCCGGGGCCGGGGCCGGGGCCGGGGCCGGGGCCCGGGCCGGGGCCGGGGCCGGGGCCGGGCGAGGGCUACCGCCGGCUGCGGGGCGGGCUGCUGGGGCUGGGCCUCACCGCCUCCCUCCUGUCCCACUGCCUGGUGGCCCUGAACCGGUACCUGCUGAUCACGCGGACGCCCGCCACCUACCAGGCGCUGUACCGGCGGCGGCACACGGCGGGCCUGCUGGCCCUGCCCUGGCUGCUGGCCCUGGGGCUGGUCCUGCUGCUGCCGCCCUGGACGCCCCCGGGGGGCUCGCUGCCCCCGGCCCCGCACGGCCCGGCCCUGCUGGCCGCCGCGGGGCUGCUGGCGCAGACGGCCCUGCUGGCCCACUGCUACCUGGGCAUCGUGCGACGCGUGCGGGGCAGCGUCAAGCGGGUCAGCGUGCUCAACUUCCACCUGCUGCACCAGCUGCCCGGCUGCGCCGCCGCCCCCGCCGCCUUCCCGACGGGAGGGGCGGGAGGUGCGGGAGGUGGUGGCGGCGGCGGUCCCCCCGCCCCCCCCCCGCCCGCGCCCCCGCGCCGGGCCCAGCGGCGCCUCAACGGGCUGUCCGUCCUGCUCCUCUGCUGCGUCUUCCUGCUGGCCACCCAGCCCCUGCUGUGGGUCAGCGCGGCCAGCGGCUUCUCGCUGCCCGUGCCCUGGGCGGCCGAGGCGGCCAGCUGGCUGCUCUGCUGCGCCCUGUCCGCCCUCAACCCGCUGCUCUACACCUGGAAGAACGAGGAGUUCCGCCGCUCCGUGCGCUCCGUCCUGCCGGGCGUCGGGGACGCCGCCGCCACCGCCGCCGCCGCCGCCGCCACCGCCAUCCCCGCCGUCACCCAGGCCCAGCUCGGAACCAGGCCCGCCGGGCAGCACUGGUGACCCCCCGACGGG